Corvus hawaiiensis (hawaiian crow) is the source of this 4776-nucleotide messenger RNA. Its product is annotated as 3'-5' RNA helicase YTHDC2-like. Gene Ontology annotation, cellular component: intracellular anatomical structure. The coding region runs from base 539 to 1138 and encodes 199 amino acids. NCBI's taxonomy places the organism in Eukaryota, Metazoa, Chordata, Aves, Passeriformes, Corvidae. The transcript has 6 exons. The record is from RefSeq and is a predicted model, not a curated record. Gene Ontology annotation, molecular function: RNA binding.
AGUGCAACCUUUUUGUGAUGAUGAAUAUAAAUGAGAACAGGUUUGCCCCUUUUUCCAAAAAUAUCCUAAACCGCCCUCCUAUUCAAACAGGUUGCUACUCCUGGAUCUUACAUACGGAUCCACAAUUCGGAUACAGAAAGUAAGAAGUUCAUUUUCCUUCAUUAAUUUCUUCUAUAUAGGUGUAAAUAAAGAUACUGAAUAUUUCCACUAUCUGUUAUUGAGUCUAUCAUUUGAAGGUGUAUCUCUGUUAACAAAAUACUACUUUGAUCGAAAAAAGUGGGGGCACUUGUAAAGAUAACUGGUCUUUUUGUAGACUGUGACCAUGAGGUAACCUCAGUAACCUUUUUCUGCAGGCCGCUGAUGACUGCGAUAGUUAAAUGUGUUCUGUGCUCCAGAAAAUUUCUGCAACAUAGGUAUUAUUUUAGUCAAAGCAUUUCAGUGAAACGGUAUUCUAACAGGAAAUUACAUUCUGGAUCAAUAAAUCUCCCUGGGAAGCCCAUCAGUUCCACGCAGUUCCAGUUUCAGCAGAGACAAGCACAUGAAUCACAGCAGCCUUCAAUACCGAGCCCUGUGUCAUGCCCAAGAGGUUUGGGUUUCGUUUCUAUCUCAUGUCACAAACAAGGAACGCACGGAACUCUUGCCAAGGACAGAGCGAGGAAGUGCCCGUGCUGUUGAAUCUGAAAACAAAGAAUUGAACAAGACAAGCGGUCGACUUAAUGACGGUAUCCCCCAGGUCCCAGUGAAAAGAGGGGAAUCAGAGUUCGAUUCCUUCAGGCAAUCACUACCAGCUCUUGAAAAACAGGAAGAAAUUGUCCAAACAAUAAAGGACAAUAAAAUUGUUUUGAUUAUAGGAGAGACGGGAUUGGGAAAAACUACUCAAAUCCCUCAGUUUAUCCUUGAUGACUGCUACAAGAAUGGAGCUCCCUGUCAUGUGUUUUGCACUCAGCCGAGAUGUUUAGCAGCUGUUGCUGUGGCUGAAAGGGUGGCAGCAGAAAGGAGAGAGAAGAUUGGCCAGACAAUUGGUUACCAGCUCCGGUUGGAAAGCAGUUCUGCAAGCUUUGAAGGAUUCCUGCUGGAGAAGGUUUGGGGUUUUUUCAGCAGAGCUAAUGCUGACAGGAAGCUUUCUACAGAGAAGUAGGUGGACCAUGAAGUGCUUCUUAGGAUGGAAUGUAUUUGAUUACAAUUAGCUGGGUAUUUUCUCUGUACAGCCGAACCUGUGCUGGUUGCUCUCUGUCUCCAGCCAUCUCCAUGCAUGGACUAUCCACAGUGGGAAGAAAAAACCUGCAGAACACAGCAGAGAAGGACAGAAACUUCCAUAUUCCUUCAGACAUGUGCAUUACCCACUGUAAAAUGUAAAAAACCCCAAACUAAAGAGCACAGCAAAAAGACAACAGAAGCAAGCAAGAAUCAGAACAGACCUCAGCCAUGAGUCUUGGUCAUCCACUUUAUGAGAUACAGGAUCAUACACAUAACCUAAAUAUGUUGUGAAAAUCCCAGCAAUUGGGCCAGCAGCCAUAUCAAAGACCAUACUCACAUUUUCACAGGGCAUUAGCAGAAUUUUGCUGCAGAGAAUUGCCAGGUGGGAAUAUAAUUCAUUUUCAUCCUAUCUACAGCAGAUUUGUUAAUGGUAAAGAAACAUUUAGUUCCCUGACUCUGAUACAAGUAAUGAAGUUUUUAUUCUGGCACCUUGUGUUUCCUCCUCUAUGGCAAGCCAUUUAAGAUGUGAAAUUUUUUCAAGGGGGUGACAAGCUAGAGGAGUUCCAGCCAGAUGACAAGCAAGAUGGAUGAAGAGCAAGAAGAUUGUGAUGGAUGCUGUUAAGGAAUAUUGGACAUGGGACUGAAGCUGUCUGCUUAUCACUAGUUACUAAAUUGGCUGAAUCCUUAGGCUCGAGGCUGUGAACUGUCAUGCAGAUAUGUUGAACUUUUGAGCUUUUAUCUACUUCCCUGAAAGAGGGACCCAAGAGAUGGCUGGAGCUGGAAGAUAAGGAAGUUCCAGCUAUCAGCAGAAAACACAGCCUCAGAGCUAAAAUACAAUAACAAAAUAGACCACCCAGAGACAAUGAAGAGACCUGAUGAGCAACAGGAAGACCCCAGACCCUGAUAUUAUUGGUCUGAGCUGCCACAUAAGUGUUUGGAAACUCAGACUGUUUAAUUGCCCAGGAACUUCUUUUUUCAGGGUCCCUCCCCAAAGGUACCCAGCUUGAGCUGUUUCUGCUGCUGUGCAACUUUCUUGGAUUAAAAGCCUGAGAUGCUGCUAUGGGAUACCUUGGGAGGAGAAGUUUCUUUAAAAGAUGUAAUAAUAUCUUACUAAGAGCAAGAAUAUCCAAGGUGGGGGGGGGGGGGAGGGGGCUAAAAAUAGCAUAAAAUCACAAGGCAGAGUAGUUUCUAUGUCAAACUACCUGUUACUCCUCCUUCCCUCUAAAGUGUGUGCAGCAGCCCAUAAAGGUCUAAGCAGUGACCAGGACUUUUCUCCAUCACUCCCUGACAAGCAAACACAAAACACAAAAGCCAGGAACCCAGCAAGAGUUGUGAGAUGACCAAAACAUCAGAACUGGGAUCAAAGAAUACCAAAUAACCUGGACACGGGACACACAGAAUCAUGCCUCUCACCUUCUGAGAAGAAGAAAGUGACAAAUCUUUAUUAUGCAUACCCAGAGAAACAGGAUACACUGCAAAAUUACAGAUACAGCUGCAACCUUCAUCGUUCUGCUUCAAAAGCAAAAUUUCUCAUUUUUUAAAGGCCAUUUAUGUGUACUUGUAAUGCAAGUUAUUAAAUCUAGAAUUAUGUUUAACUCCCACUUGGGAAAUUAGGAAAAUUCUAAUCUGUGUUAACAGGUCACCUGCACCUAUUACCUUAGGACUCAGAAAACCCAUUUUAUGUGUUUUUUCUGAAAUCAGUUUGGGUCUGGGUUAAUAUACAGACUCAGCUUAGAAUUGAGACUAUGUCAGCCGACUGGCAGACACUGACCUUGUCUGAUCUCUUACAGCCUAAAGCUUCUACAUGCAAAUUUAAAAGACGUUUUUCUUCGGUUUAGCAAGAUCUGGCAUCUGAAUUAUGCACAUCCACACCACCUUUAUGAAGAAGUUCACAGGGAAUUUGGUUGAAAGGAAAAUGAAAGUUAGUAAGAUACUUCCCAUCCUCUUUUGGGGAGUAAUUUUUUUGCAAGCAGGGUUUUAUUCUGAAAGAAAAAGAAUAUGUUCCUGGAAAAACUAAAGUAAAAUAAAAAUGCUUCUGUCUAUCAUGGGAGCCCAUCAGAACACCAGAUGGGCAUCAAUGCACAUUCUACCAUCUCUCAGGAUUUGGGGAUGGACCAUUAAAAAGCUAUUGAUGGCUCAUAGAAAAUGUGGAAACAAUCCUAUUUAGAAAUCAUUCAACUUAUGCAUUACACAUGCUCUGAAUUUCUUUCCCCUUGCACUUUAUUACUAAGGACAUAUGAAUGAAAGUUUUUAAACACCUCAUCUGUUCUUCUUCUGCUCCUUUCCAUCCCUGAGCCUCUUUUCAAAGAUGGAGUUACUGGCCGUAGUAGAAAAGAAUGUUGUAGAAAAGACAAUUGAAUUUCUUAUGGGAAAAGGGAGCAUAAGAGUGUCAAAAGAAUGAACAGAUUCUGUAACAAAGAGAUGCAGAAAACAUAUUUUUCUUAUAUUGGAAAGACAUAUAACAGUGACAUUCAAAACUCAGCCAGAGCCCCUGCUGAGAAAAGCACUUAACCACAUGCUCAACUUCCAAGUGGCUGCUUAUGUCCAUCAAAUUCAGCAGGGUGUGGGUGUCUGUCUGCAGCUCCUCAGCUGGUUAAAUCACUGCUCAACAGGGGAAACCACUCACCCAGGGCCUAAAAGAAUUAUUCUUAAGACAUGCACUGACUUCAGUCACUAGUACUCUACUUCAGUUCUCAGUGGGGGUAUUGUUCUAAAAACUUACUACGUAACGUUACCCUUAGAGUAUUUUUUAAUAAAUUAACCAGAAGUCCUUUACAAACUCAUUUUCUGAAUUACAGACCAACAUUACCCAGCUGCCCAAGACUGAAAUGUUUUAUAGGAGGCAAAAAAACAGUUCCCACAAGGAUUUGCUGCCCCUAUAUGCUAGCUCAAGUAAGAAUGAUAUUUUGGAAAGGGAUGUCCAAAAAAUGCACCAAGUCACUUGUGUCUCCUGGAAAAGAACCAUCAAUAAUUCUUACCCUUCAAUAUUCUCAAAACAUUUUUCAUUAACUUCUGUCACCUAAUCAGGGCAAUUGGAAGUUUUGUUUUACUUCAAGGCAGCCUUUGCAGCAUUUUGUGCAGCAGAAGGUGUCUUUCUUUUAUGAUACAGCACACCUCUGUCCUCAAAGAUCCAAACGUAGCAGAUUAAUCCUGACCCCCCUCCAUCAAUUACUAUGGUCAUUAUUUCUACAGAAAUUAUCCAAUGGUGAAAUAGCCUGUUCAACACUUCUUCCAUAGGAUGAAACCUCUAAACUCAUGUCUGCCUGAAAUUGUUCUUAAAGUAAAAUUCCUAAGGGAUCUGCAUCUAAAGUUCGUAAAGCUUGUCUCCAAGCUAUAGGACCUCAUUUUCACAGUCUUUCUCACAGAACCUCACAGAAUAUUCAGAUGAGAUUUUGAAAUUACUGUCUUGCAUUACUUAUUUAGAUGUCAUUCCUGCAUAAACAUUUAACUAGUUUAUUUCACUAUCAUCUGCCAUCACUACCAUCAUGACGCUGAAAGAUGUAUCUCAAUGCAAAUUCUGUAACAGUGAAGAACUAAUUCUGUUACCAUAAAAGCCCAUUGAAAAAUCAGCCAACUGAA